Paecilomyces variotii is the source of this 1909-nucleotide messenger RNA. RefSeq names its product 60Kd inner membrane protein-domain-containing protein. Gene Ontology annotation, biological process: mitochondrial respiratory chain complex IV assembly; protein insertion into mitochondrial inner membrane from matrix. The transcript is spliced from 3 exons. Gene Ontology annotation, cellular component: mitochondrial inner membrane. The record is from RefSeq and is a predicted model, not a curated record. Bases 42 to 1604 code for a protein of 520 amino acids. Gene Ontology annotation, molecular function: membrane insertase activity. NCBI's taxonomy places the organism in Eukaryota, Fungi, Ascomycota, Eurotiomycetes, Eurotiales, Thermoascaceae.
CCCAUCUGUUGCCCGGAAUUGCUCCGCCAUCGUACUUCAAAAUGCUGGGCGGAACAGGCUUGAGAGGUCCUGGCGCUGUUGCUGGCCUUGCCAGGCAGAGAUUGACUACGUCUGCAUCUCCCAGUCGAUCAAUCUCCUCUUUUGCCGGCCGCGUCCCACGAGUGUCUGCACGCUUGGGAAAGGCAAAUGCCAUUCUCGCGUCUAGCUCUCCGUCGAGGGCCACAGCCUUGCCAGCAUUUCGAACAAUUUCCGCUCGUUUCAACUCUACCUCUUCGGCCGCGCCGGCAGCUGCCGCGACAACUGCGAAUAGUGCUGCUGCUGAUGGCACAGGUGCGCUGGAUGCGGUCGAUGUUACCGAUCUAUCUGCUACAGAUAUCACACAGAUCCCCGAGCAUGUGGGAUAUCUGAAGGACAUCGGGCUGGACUAUGGAUGGGGUCCGUCGGCCUUUAUCGAAUAUGUCCUUGAGCAUAUUCACAUCUACACCGGCUUGCCAUGGUGGGCAAGCAUUGCGGCAACGGGUCUAUUAGUCCGUGCUGCUCUUUUCAAGCCUACGAUGUCCGCAUCAGAUACCUCGGCCAAGAUCUCGAACCUCAAGCCGAUCUCCACGCCUCUUCGGGCCAAGAUGAUGUACUAUGCGCGCGAAGGUAAUAACCAGGAAAUGCUGAAGGCCAGAGCAGAGUUGCAGGAACUUCAUGACCUCCAUGGAGUCAAGUCGUGGAAGGCUUUUGUGCCUAUGCUACAGAUUCCUAUCGGAUACGGUUGCUUCAGAGUCGUGAGAGGAAUGGCCGCUCUGCCGGUGCCCGCCCUCGCUAUGGAGCAGAUUGGAUGGUUGAAGGAUCUGACUGUCUCUGAUCCUUACUUCAUCCUUCCUACCUUCGCGGCUGGAUGUCUGUUUUUGACCUUCCGGAAAGGUGGUGAGAACGGAAUGAACGAAUUCACCAGGACGACCAUGGGCAAGGCUAUCCUUUACGGUCUUCCCGCUAUUUCGUUUGUCUUCAUGGCCUUCUGGCCGAGUGCCCUUCAGAUCUAUUUCUGCACGACUGGUGCCUUUGCUCUGUGCCAGGCGUAUCUUCUCAACUCCCCCAGCUUCCGUAGAAGAUUUGGCCUGGAGAUUCCCAUCCCCGCGCUGCAAACAUCCGCGGGACCUUCGCAGGCGGGCGGAGACAACACCCCCAGCAGGGGCCUUCGCCUGAUCUAUGAUGCGAUCGAGGCGGAAAAGGCCAAGGCAGCCAAGGCUAUGGAAGAGAAGCCCGCAGCUAAUGUAAGCAUCAUCGACCGUGCCAUUAACUCCGUCAAAGAAGGCUCCAAUAAGUUCAGGAGCGAGAUGCAAGAAAAGAUGAACGAGCUUAGCGGCCAGGGACCGGUAACAAAUGCUCACGGUACGCCUGCAGCGCCGCCGAGACUAAGUGAGAAGGACCUGAAGAUGGCAGAGGACUAUGACAAGAGACGGAGAGAAGAAGAGGAAUGGAAGCGAGAGGAGAGAAACCACGCUCGGAGAGAAGCACACCUCCGAGCUUUGGAAGCCGAGAGAGAGAAGGCCAGACGAUCCUGGCUCAAGCAGAGCCAGCAAUCCGCAGCCAAAGCCAAGGCCAAGCAAAGGUGAAAAGAAGAAAAAAACAAAUAAACCUUCUGUGGAUCUGCAUUCUCUCGUUCUGGUUGAAACAAAGGAAACUAUUUGGUUUUCUCUUGCCGGAGUUUUCGCUGUUGACGGCAAAUAUGUAUUCAUGGGAGCUUUCCUUUUUUUUUUCGCACCGUUGGCAGAGGUUAUCCCCGCUAUCAUCCUUGUAAAUUAUGCUGCUAUGUACCAUUGUAGACUUCAUCUUCAAGAAUCCUAUAUAAGAAACAAAGAACGCAAUUCUUGAUCUUGUCGGAGACCAGAAAUCUAUGCCCCCUUUUUCCAAAUCAUAG